ACAUAUUAAGUUACUUUCACGCGGGCAGUGCACAUUUUGAUCGCAAAAUGUACAGGCUCGUGGUAUUCGCCUUUGUGCUCGCGAUCGCGACGUGCCAGGAACAACAAGGCAGACGUGUCCCCAAAUACGCGGGAGAUCCGAAAACCGCCGCCAUCGUCCAGGAAGCUCGCUACCUCAGCGGCAAUGGAGCAUUCGGAGCCGCAUACCAGCAAGAAGAUGGAAUUGACUUUAAAGAAGAAACAGAUGCUGAUGGCAACAGGAGAGGCAGUUACUCAUACAUCGACCCUAGCGGUCAAAGGAAAACAGUGAACUAUGUCGCCGGGAAAAACGGUUUCCAAGCCACCGGAGACCACAUUCCUACCGCGCCUCAGCCUGUCGCCCCCACGCCAGGUUACCAGCCCGACCCGAGGUACAACUCUCCGGAUUACAAGGCGCCCCAGUACAGUGCUCCUCAACAGUACACAGCUCCCGCUCCUCAGCGCAACUACGGUGGCAAGCCGAAUGAAGACGAUGGACAAUACCACCCGGAGUUAUACGAACAAGAAAAUUACGUAGCACCUCAGCCUCAGUACCAGCCGCAACCGCAGCCCCAAUACCAGGCACAGUACCAGGCUCAGCCUCAGCCUCAGCCGCAGUACCAACCUAACAACAUCUACCCUGGUGUGCAGCAGGCACAGUACAGUGGCCUGAACACGCAGACCUACCAGCCUGCGCAACAGUACCAGCCCCAGCCUCAACGAGCUCCCCAGCAGUACUACGACGAAACGACGCCACAGCCAAGCCGCUUCUUCCCUCCAGGAAAGUUCAGCCUAAACAGAGCGCCUGACGGCUACACGUACUCUUUCCACAAAGUAUAAAUGUAAACUAAAAAAGGCUCAGGCGAUUUGUUAAGGCCGAGACACGUAAAAAGCAUGCAUCAAUUAGCAAAUCGCCGAGUCAUCGAAGGGCCCGCACUCGGCCGCUUUGAAAGCAUUUCUUAAUUGUUGUUUGCUGUGAUAUUGUGUGUUAAUGGACAGGUAUAAAUAUGUUGAUUGUUGUGGUUACUUGUGGAAGAGGGGUUUGAUUGGAAUGAGCGUCGUCAGUACUGGACGUGUAAAUAAACGUAGAUUUUCUUAAGUAAAA
Messenger RNA from Cydia amplana, 1122 nucleotides. RefSeq names its product DNA translocase FtsK (gene Cpr100A). The record is from RefSeq and is a predicted model, not a curated record. Lineage: Eukaryota; Metazoa; Arthropoda; Insecta; Lepidoptera; Tortricidae. Gene Ontology annotation, cellular component: chitin-based extracellular matrix. The transcript has a single exon. Bases 48 to 857 code for a protein of 269 amino acids. Gene Ontology annotation, molecular function: structural constituent of chitin-based larval cuticle.